This is a messenger RNA of Pygoscelis adeliae (Adelie penguin), 495 nucleotides long. RefSeq names its product NADH dehydrogenase (ubiquinone) 1 beta subcomplex, 3, 12kDa (gene NDUFB3). Bases 92 to 382 code for a protein of 96 amino acids. The transcript is spliced from 3 exons. Gene Ontology annotation, biological process: mitochondrial respiratory chain complex I assembly; electron transport chain. Lineage: Eukaryota; Metazoa; Chordata; Aves; Sphenisciformes; Spheniscidae. The record is from RefSeq and is a predicted model, not a curated record. Gene Ontology annotation, cellular component: mitochondrion.
CCUUCAUGAUCUCACUGAAAAUGUUCACCUUCCUGUCUGCCUUGAUCACCAUUAUUGAGAACCUUAAUACUUCCAUAGUUCUCUCAAAGGUAUGGGGCAUGGAAAUGAACAUGGCCAUGGCAAAAUGGAACUCCCCGACUACAGGCAGUGGAAGAUAGAGGGUACUCCACUAGAGAAGGUCCAGGAAAGGCUAGCUAAACGGGGUCUUAGGGAUCCGUGGGCUCGUAAUGAAGCCUGGAGAUAUAUGGGUGGCUUUGCAAAACCUGUCACCUUAACAGAAGUCUUUACUAGGGGACUCAAGUGGGGAUUUGCAGCUUUCGUCAUAGCUCUUGGUAUUGAAUAUACACUGUUUCCUCCGAAGAAGAACGGAGGCCAUCACUGAAGAUCAAAUAUGACAACUUAAUACUUACUUAUUGCUAAGCUGAAACAUACAUAAGCCUGCUGCUCACUCUGUACUUAAAACAUGCAUAUUAAAGUCUAUCACAGGCAAAACCA